AUGGGCUGCCAUCACUCGAAAAUGAACGAUGUCGUUGGAGGGGCGGUCGUGCCGUCCCCGAUCGAAAGUGGUAAGACCUCAAUGGACAUUGUCGUUACGGAGCUCGUCGCGGAUGAGUUGAGCAAGAGCGUCCCACUCGUAGAGGAGCACAACACUAUCGUAAAUAAGGAACAAGAGAUCGUGGCUAUUACAUCUCCAGUAGCAGCUCCAGCUCCCGAAGAGCAAACGACGAAAGCAAAACAACCGCUGAAAAGUACAGUGGUCGUUCCAGAACCUCUCGAGGUCAUGAACGAGUCGCUCGAUGUGAACGCACAAGUGGCAAUAUAUAUGGCUCCUGUGGCUCAAGAAGAGGCCAAAGAAACACUCGUGGUUGAAGAAGAGGCCAAAGAAGUACGCGUUGAGUCAGAGCCAAAAGCGGAUGACGAUAAGGUACCACAGGAAGAAGAGACAGUGGUGCGGGAAAAGUCCAUCGUGGCGAGCACAAGAGCUCCUACUGUCUGGACUUUUGUCGCCGAGACCAUCUCCUUCACUGUCGGUGUCGCGUACUACAACAUCUCGGGAUCGAAUACCAAGGGCGAAGAAGUGCUUCUGACGAAAAGGUACUCGGAGUUCAAGGUCCUGCACGCUGAGAUGGCCAAGCUCAUGACCACGAACGAGCUGCCACGUCUGCCCGGUGCGUCGUUCCUGCAGGGACGCAAUGACCAGACUCUCUUACAACACCGUGAGGCGGCGUUCGUGAAGAUGCUCAACGCUAUUGCACAGCACCCAGACGGCUCGAUGAGCAUUCUAUUCACCGCGUUUUUGGCUUAA
Peronospora matthiolae is the source of this 810-nucleotide messenger RNA. The record is from the annotation of a GenBank genome assembly. Lineage: Eukaryota; Oomycota; Peronosporomycetes; Peronosporales; Peronosporaceae.